Molecule: messenger RNA, 11516 nt
Organism: Drosophila eugracilis
Lineage: Eukaryota; Metazoa; Arthropoda; Insecta; Diptera; Drosophilidae
Gene: Vps13B
Product: vacuolar protein sorting-associated protein 13B
Exons: 14
Coding region: 186-11390 (3734 amino acids)
Source: RefSeq, a predicted model, not a curated record
GUAAACAAAACGAAAAUUAUAUGGUUGAGUUUGUUUUGUUAAACACAUUCGGCCUGAAAACGUAGCAAAAUCCACAGCAUGUAAAUUCUAGUAAGUCGCCGGCAACGCAGUAAAUGAAGAUUUCCAUUUGAGUCAGCAGUCAAGAGCGCGGGAAUCGAGGCCUGAGCCUCCGGAUUCGGCACACCAUGUUCAAACUGGAGUCCUACAUCACUCCAAUUCUGCUAAGCUACGUGGCCAAGUAUGUGAAAAACUUCCGCGACGAGGAUGCUCAGGUGUCGCUAUGGGAGGGCGAGGUCACCUUCCAGAAUCUAGACUUGCGCCUGGAAGUGCUUGAGGAGGAAAUGAAUCUUCCAGUGGAAUUGGUUUCCGGGCACAUUCACGAGCUGAGCAUACAAGUGCCAUGGACUAAGCUCAUGUCCGAGCCGGUGAAGAUCGUCAUCAAUACCAUUGAGUUCGUGGCCAAGUUGCCGGACAGCGAGAGUAAACAACGCAGGGCCACCUUUCAGCGGGAGCAGCGCCGGAAGUCCAAGCGAGCGUCCGAUGAGCAGCCAGAUCAGCAGCCCAAGAGUCCCGGACCAGGGAGCUCUUCCAGCGUGGUCAACAAGAUAAUUAACAAUAUCAGCCUGCAGUGCCACAACAUCAUCUUAAAGUAUGUGGAGGACGACAUCGUGGUCUCGAUGAAUGUGCAGACGCUUAACUUUGGCUCCGCAGGCGAAAACUGGAAGCCCACAAUGGUGGACGUCCACCCUGUAUCCGUUGUCAUGAGGAAGAUUCUUCAAGUCUCAGAUUUGACUAUCUGCCUAGACAAACGGAACACGGCCGGCAGGAUUGAGGUGUGCCAGGAGCCUGUAUUAUACCGCUGCUCCCUAGAGUGCCGAGUGCUCCGUAAGUACAACGCCAAUACGGUAAGCACAUCGAGCACCACCCGCAUUGGUGUUUUUACCAAGGCUCUGGACAUCAAUGUGUCAUCUUUGCAAUUCCCCAUGGUGAUGAGACUGGUCAAAAUGCUGCUGGAACUGAAGCCAGCCGAUUUAGAAGAAGACCACCCAAAUCCGGAAGACCAAGAGGCAGUUGCCGAGGGCAACGAAGCGCAGCAGUCGGAGCCCGCUAGUCAAAGCGUCUUUUGGUGGGCCUGGAAUCUACUGCCUAGUUUCGAUGCUCAGGAGCCUCACUCCUCCUGCGAUUCUCCUACUGGCCAUGCCUUCGAUUUGGGUAUCUACGCAGAAGAGCUGAACUUCCAAUUAAAGAAUUCCGAGUACUUCACCGAUCAGAGCAUGGGUGGCAUCAAGCGGAUACGUUAUACUCCCAUUCUAAGGAUCAGUUUGGGCGGUCUUUAUUACGAGCGGACUCUGUUGAAGGAGUGCGACUGGGCCAAUGUCAAGGCGGGGCUUUCUAGCAUGUGCAUUGAACCGUUGGGUGUUUACCGUAGUGAGGAUCCCUUGGAUCGCCACCUGAUCAAUACCCAAGAAUUUCAGGAGGAGCGAUCCUUCAUCGACAAGAGCCUGUUUGACGAAAACUACAUGUUCGCCGACCGCUCCUGGUGCAGUUACAAUUACGAGGACUACGUGGCCAGAAACACGGAUGAGUAUAUGCUGUUUCGCAGCCCGGUACUGGCAUUUGACGUUGUCGAGCACCGGGUGCCGAAGCCAACCAGCCAUCCCGUGGCGGAGAGCCAGCUAAGAGAUCUAGGACUUCGAGUUCAGUAUCGCCUACUUUCCGCUGGAAUCACUUUCCACUUUUCGCAGUCAUUUGCGCAGGUUAAAAAUGUAAUUAGCGAUUUAAUUCGUCCUUACGAUUACCCGGGAUAUCACUCAGAAUCGGUGAAAGACGAUGAUCGCAGUGUCCCCGAGCCGGACAAUAAGAUUGCCGACAUGACCAUUCCGGACUUGGAGUACCUGAUGGGCCUCGUGCCCACCUGUAACUACAAAAUUGAGUUGCGGAAUAUAGUUCUUCAGUUGUAUCCCCGCCAGCAACAAGAAGAGUCUUCUGCGAUGAACCAACACCAAUUGACGACCACAGUUAAGCAGUCUCUGCUUCCUUAUCUUCAGCUCAAAAUAUCCUUAGUCGAGGGCACAAUGUGUGGACCAGUCAAUCCUAUACGCCUGGUCCAAUUGAUUACCCAUCUGCAGGACAAGCCCCGGGAGGUUGUCAAUUCAUGCUACAAUUGCUAUAACUUCAACGUAAAGAACUUGGCGCUGAUGAUUUUAAAUACCACUCCGGAUAAUGGCCGUGCCAAACUUUUAAACAUUCCACGCAUGCAAGUGAACUGGAAUCGGCUGUUAGCUCCUCAUCUAUGGCGUCAAAAUGAAGCUGCUCUAGAGACUUCAGAAAUCAAAUCGGAGAUCAUAACUCUCGAGUUUUCAAAGCGUGAACUGAUCCUAGCCAAACGGUUGAUUCCUUUGAUCUCGGGUUUCAAUGGCCCAGAGCUGUGCGAUCUGGCCCACAUCGUGGCCCAUGUCAACGUACAUUCGGAUGUAAUAAAGCUGCAAAGCGUGUGCAGCAAACUGGGCCUCAGUUACCACAAGUAUCACACUCAUUUGGCUGCAGUGGGUUCACUUCAUGGUAUCCACACCGACGCCGUCCACAGCAAAAUGAAUGUACGGAACGUAGUCCUGUCCACCUCAAAAAAUUCAAACAACAAGUGGCUUGAGAUGCAAUGUCAGUACCCCCUAGAGGAAGCCAAUACGCAGAAGGUUAAGAUGCCUGGCACCGUGGUCUGUCUUUGGCUGGAACCAUUUAGAAUCACCACGGAUAUCUACCUUUUGCAGUUCCUUAACUUUUCAGAUGUCAGCAAGACGCCGAUGCCCAAAGAGAAGGAAAUUGAAACAGAUCUCGAGUCUGUAAACCAGUCGGAGCCAAAUCUGACACAAUCAAUUUCGAAUUAUUCUACAAUUUCUGCUUUGAAUGAUUAUCAACCGCGUCGAAUUAGCAGAAACAACAGUCGAAAGAUUUCUGUUCCCGAGGAGACAGUCCAUCUGAGUUCAGAACGGGAUGAGAGGCAUACCCAGAUAGAGCCUGUAAACAUUCCAACUACCAGUAAGCCCCAGUCAAGUAAUUUUGAUACAUCAGGUCUCGUAAAGCGUCUAACUAACAUGGUAGUGUUGGUGGAGAUCGCUCAGGCAAAGAUUGAUAUAUGUGAGGUGAUGAUGCGAAAAACGCCGUCAGAGAAGGAUGUAGAGUAUACCUCUAUUCGGCUGCCUCACUUGAAAGUUAAAUCAGGCAACUCCGAAGCCAUUCAGCGAGGCAAUAUCAGAGCAGUUAUUCUAGCCACCAGCACUGAGCCAUUCAAUUGGGUCUUCGACCUAAACGAAUUCAAUGUGUGCUACCGCAGAGAAAAUGUUACCGAAAUGAUUGUGGACCCAGUUAGGACCACAAUUACUUUAGCGCUCUCUCACAAAGUAUCUGAGAAAGUCGAGGAGAAAAGGAGAGAUGAUCAGGAUAAGACAUUUUCAGAAGCGUCUGAACAAAAGACCUACUCUAUAAAUGUACACGUGGAUAUGUCGGCCAUCAAUAUAUUUGCUCAGCGGGUAAAAUUGUUACAUGAACAUUAUUUAAUUAUAUCUAAGAUGUACAGUUCGCUAUGCCCGGACGAACCUCCAUCCAAAUGGCAGACUUCGAAAAUGAAGCCCAGGCUGGAGGUAUACACUGGCAGUGCACAAAACUAUCCAGUGAUAAAAGAGUUUCUGGAGCUAGAUCCCAACUUCGAAGCACCUCAAGUAAAAAAUGCUCCCAAAGGAUCAAUUGUAUUAUUUUGCCAAUGGACUAUUCCACGUAUCAGUUUUGAAAUGGAACACUCAAACGACUUCAAGCAUAGUAAAAUCGUUAUGAUUCUAGAGGACUUACUACUGAAUAUUGAUAAGCAUAGUGACUUCACAAAGAUUACCACGAAAAUAGAAAACUUCGGUCUCAAUUACUACGAGGAAAAGCAUCAAGAAUGGGAAAAGAUCGAUGACUUUCAUAUCAAAACGCUGGUCGACAGCACAAACUUGCCCUUGAUUAGUGUGGUGAUCACGACUGUGAGUCUACAGGACCUGUACGCAAAGAUUGGAGCAAGAAAUCCGCACAACAAGAAACACACCAUAUCGGAGGUGUUAAUCGAGGUGCAGCCUAUAGAAAUGGUACUGGACUUGGACCAAAUAACCGAGUUUAUGGUGCCCAUAUGCGAGGUUCUCGAAAUUAUGGGAAGUACUGGCACUGAUCAGCCGGUAAACACAUCUUGUGCUCCAGCACCAAACCAAAUUUCCACUGUCCAAGAUCUGCCGAUGGUGCACUUGAACAGCAAGGGAAUCUAUGUCUAUCUACCUCUAUCUACAGGUAGAAAGAGUUGCAGUGUCUUACUGCUAAGGAUCGAGAGUAUUCAACUAACACCGAGCCUUGAGAAUCCUCUAGUUCGUCAACUCGUGCGCCCGGAUAUCUACCAAAAAGCAGCAGAGCUCAACAUGCUCAGUACACCGGGAGCGCUGGUAGAGGACCGACAGUAUGAGCUAAGUGUUAGGAAGGUAUCCCUAUCUACCGGAAACUGGAAGCAAACACAAAGGUAUCGCAUAGAAAAGAGCCUGGCGAGCAAACAUGAUAACCCCGCCUUCGAGUGGAACAACCAAAGUCAAUCCACCGAACUAGAUCAUAUGGAGAUAUUCAGAGACUUUGACUUCAUUAUGAUAUAUGCACCGGCUAUCAGCUAUGACCGAUUUCUAGUCUGCGGUAAAAGUGUUGAGUAUAAUUGUGCCACCGACUUUGUCGCCUCUUUAAACACUCACCAAAUCAGUUUGAUUAGCUGCAUUAUAGUGCGCUUUCAGAAACUCAGCUGUAUCUUUCAUCAGGUGUGUGUAAAGAGUGCUGAGUUGCCAAUAGAGAGGUCGCACAAAAUAAUAGGAAACGUUUCCAAAAACAACAGCACCGACAACUCUACGUAUUUUAAAUCUGAUUGUUACGCUCACAAAACAUGUUACCGUAAUGUAAGUAGGAAACCCUCAAAACGGCUGCUGACAGACAAAUUAAGUACUACAAAUGCAAGUACGGGUUUUGCGGAUGCAAGAGGAAGUAGUGAUUUAUUUUUGGGAUCAUGCCAAAGUGAUUCUGGAAUUCAUUUAAGCAAUCGUAUGAAAGGAAUUUCAAGAUCUCUUGGGUCGGAUGAGGUUUACCGCAGCGGACGUCACCCGAUUGUAAUGAGUUAUCCGCAAAGCGUGUCCUUUGUGGCCGGCAUAUUUGUGCUAAAAAUUUACGAUAUCUUGGAGUUGGGAGAGCUAGAAAGGCCCGUCAUGAAACCACUUUUUCUUUUGACUGUAUCCCAGCCCAGCUUCAUGUCCACUCAAAACUUAAAGGCAGCCGUGACACAAGCCUCCAUUUUUAAUGUCAACGUCAGCAUUGCCAAUGCAGACGGUAAAGGAAAAGGAGCAGUGGAACAAUUUAAUGAACCUGUAUUUGAUACAUUACCCGGCCAACUGGGCAGCUCGGGUAUUCCCCCUCCUUUGCUUAUGAUUAAGACCCAGUAUGAUCGCCUGCAUCAGAAGGAAGUUGAUGUGGAGCUACGAAAACCCAUCCUUUUGAGGAUGUGUGAGAGCAACAUCAAGCUAUUGGCAAGUGAUUUAACCCGUGUCUACACGGUUCUUCACGAGACCCCCUGCUUUGCCGUGCGAAGCCACCGUCCUGUUCCUGAGGGAUCUCAGCUCCUCCAGAUGAAAACGAAUUGCUACAACGCGGAUCGGUUGCACUUAUCCUGUGAUAGGAUAACUGUGAAAUUCUACGAUGAGGAAAGGACUUACAAAUGCAGCUUUGUUUGGCUCGACCUCAGCACCCGCAUCAAGUUUAGUACUCGUCCUCAGAAGGCUGUAAUACGGUCCAACCUAGGAUCCUUUUAUGUGCAGUCCGGAGGGAAGAUGCUGCUCCAUCCGUUGCUUAUGCGUAUGUCAGUGGAUUUGGUCAGUGAACCGUGGUGUGAUGAACUGCUGAUCAACGCCACACUCAAGCUCAACUACCUGCAUAUCGAUGCGGGUGUUCUUAGUAUACUGCAACUGCAAAAGGCACGGGAUGGUAUGAAUCGGAUACGGGAACAUGCUGAUCAGGAGUGGCAGAAGUUUCUACACAGUCGUCCCAUUUUGGGCACUCCGGAAGAGGUCGCGCCCUGUGACCUGAUCAGAUGCACUCCAUCGCGUGAAUCGAUUGAGCGGUUAAAACGUCCUUUGAAAUCUAACGCGGAGUUUUAUCAGGAUGACCUUAGAGCGGGAGCCUUUCAAUUCGUAUAUCUAAACUCUGAGUCCGUACUGCCGAUGCCCUACCAGGUGCAGAUCAUUAAGAAAAACUAUGGCAUCAUCUGCUGGCGAUAUCCGCAACCCCGCCAAAUGACAAGCAUCCAUAUAUAUCCAGUGCCAAUGCCAGUAAGCAGGCCCAUACAUAUCAGGUGUCGAAUGGAAUACUUCAGUGAAACCCACGAGUCAUUCUUGCAUUAUUGCGAUUUUAUGCUUUCGGAAACCUCAGCUAAGCAACUGACGCCACCAGAUCGUCCAAUCUGCGCCACCAUUUGGAGGGUUGUUAUACUCCAAUCGUUGAUCUCCGUGGACGGAACAUGCUUUGAGAGUAGCGAAGAUGAGGAUCUUUCGAUUGAGUACGCCCAGGAGGACUUCAAAGUGGACGAAAAUAACGACUUUAUUCUGCAUCCAAAAGUUCUGGUGGGUUGCAUGCGAAUCGAUACCGUCUUCAGGGCGGAAAGAGUACCCAAGCUGCAGUUGUUGAUGUGUUGUCAGGACAUUGAACUAAACUUUCUGAACCAGCCAGAUAGCUCCGGAGAGCUUCCACAACUGCUGAGCAAGUACCACCUCAAGCAAACCAAUAACAUUAGCCAAACAUUUCUCACUGUGCAUGUGGAGGAUCUACAGAUGCACUCGACAAUAUAUUCGAGAAAAGAUUUUACCUUGCAGACUGAGUUGCGCCCACGAGUGAAGUGCUUGGAUUAUGGAUUUCAAAAUAUGCUGGACAUCGUGGAACCAAUGAAAUUUACCAGCUUUGUAAGACUAACUGACUGUUCACGCUCUCUAAUGCAAGCUAACUUUCUGGUGGAUAAGCUACGGUUUAACUGCGGCCCCUACGUGAUUCAUACUUUGCUCAGUUCCAAGUACCAUUGGCAGGAGGUGUUGCAGCAGAAAGAGCUAAGACACGCCUUUCUGCCAAAGUGCGUUAUUGUUAACCGAAUACAAGCACCCAUUGGCUUUGGGCAAACAAAUACGGUAGAGAAGAUCUUGGUCGGACCUGGCGAAAUGCAACUUUAUCACUUCCGAAGCUGUAAUUACGCGCAAGAACUAACAUUCUUUAUCACAAAUCCCAAAACCCGUCUGCUGGAGACGAGUGAUUCAGUACAUAUAGUCCUGAAGUUCGAAGACGAACAUAAGAUUCAACAUGUUCGAGUGGGAGAGUACUGUAUUACCCUGAAGUUGGGAAAACUUUCCGCCACUCAGAUUUAUAUUUUGGUUAAAGGCCAAAUCGAGUUGAUAAGCAUGAUUCCCUUUAAUCUGAUCACAGAGUUUCGAGAGGACGACAUGAGCUACGACGAAAACAGUCCGCCGGAGCAUCUGUUAUUGUCUAAAGAAAGAUCAUCAUUUUAUCAGAAUGUCAGCCGUGAUGCUGACAUAAAUAUGCGGCUUAAGCUGAGUGCUGGACUUGGAAGGGGUCGCACUGGAGAUAUCCCACUGAAAACCAACAACAACUUGCCUUGGCUAGUGAAGGUGCCCACACAAUCUGCCCAGCAGUUCAUUAGCAUUUGGGUUCGCAUCCUGCGUGAGGACAUUGUAAUGGAUAAGGCCGUAGAGGACUUUCAUCCUCAGAAAAUACUGAUCUGCAUUUGGCCCAUUUUCGAGAUAUGCAAUAUGCUCAGCUGUGAGGUUCAGGCGACUGAAAAUACCACCGGAGAGAGCUCCACUAUUGCAUCCAAGGGGGGAAGAUGGGCUCUGAACACUGCUACCACUCAUGCUACAGAGCAUAAGGUUGGCUUCACUUUUUCUGGUGUCGUGCGAAGCUCUUCAAAAGCUGAAUAUUCGCUAAUGCUAAGAACGAUGGACUGGCACAAGUUCUUCUAUUAUGAUUCUAACGUUUGGACCAUUGAAAAUGCGCUGAACCAGCUAGGUAAGUCAUCGAAGCGCAAAUGGCCACUGAAUGACCCGGAAGAACUACGAGUGAGCCGCGUGUUGGAUUUUCAAAGUCCUUUUGAUGUGAAAUAUCAUACAAAGGCGACGAGGGAGUUUUCCUGCUCCCUCGGAUUGGAUGUGACUGCGUGGGGCAUGUUUAUCAACGGAACCGGCUUGGACGUUAGCAUAUUUAUGAUAGACGAGAAAGCGCGCUUUGAACUGAAAGCAAACAGUUUGAAAAUGAUGCCAAGGCUUACGAGUGCUUUCACGAUUGAUUUGCCCACUGACAACGGAUGGAUCGCCUCAACUUCGAUUUGUUUAGAAGAUUUUUCGCAAAAAGCGGUUAGCAAGGCUGGACGAUCAAUGUAUCUGCGGUACAAUUCAUUCGUGGAUAUAGUUGUUGUAGAAAGGGACGAGGUGUUGCGUCUGAUACUGGAAUAUAGAAAGAAUGACGAGGGUCAACGUGUGUUCAAACUGCGAUCGAAGUUCGUAGUGACCAACUUUUCGGAUGUGGUUCUAAAUGUCAUACCUCUAGCCAUGGAUCACAAGGAGAGCUCAACGCGGGAAGAAGUGGAGGCAUAUUCACUUUCCAAAAAGGCCCGUAGUCUUAUUCCUGUUGACUCGACUAAGAACUGCAUUGGUAAUACAAUGGACGUGUUCUAUGAUCUUAACGCCCACAAGGCCAAGCACAACUGUGAUACCGCAUUCGUCUAUUUUGCUUGUUUUAGUGUAGGUGGUGACCGGGAGGUCUCCAUACCUAUUCCAUUGGCCAUACCCUUUACCAGACGCUGUUUUAGUUUGCAAGCGGGACACGAAUCCAUUCCAUUGAUGAUCACCUUGAUAGAGAAGGACAACGUUCACUACUUGAAUGUAUUCCGGGAUACGGCACCAGCCAUUGUCAUCAGCAACAAUACGAAUGUGAAGUUUAUUGUGGCCCAAACCAGUGCUUCGGAAAAUAGCAAUGUGUCCUGCACGAAUUCAGAGUUUGCUGGAAGGCAUUUCGAGUGGAAUCAAUUGGUGCUGCCUCACAGCAAAUGUUAUUACACUCCUCCACAGAUGUACGCCAAUUUCCCGGAUGUAGAAUUCACAAUGUGCAAUCUAUCCUUGGCGGUGUAUAAAGGUAGGCCAUGUGCAAAGAAUAAGAUCGCCUGGUCAAAACCUGUUCGGACUGACAAAUCCUGGCAGAAAUUUCUGCAUGUACCCCAUCACGGCGAUGUGAAGGUGGUUGUCUGUGAUAAGCAUCGAGCUAUUCGUGUUAACAUCUACUAUAUAGCUCAGCAAUUAGAGUUUUCCGUGAAGGACCUGCGAUCACGCCUAAAAAUGCCAGAGAAUGUGUUGACAACAUCCCAGGAACAAAGACCUUUAGGACCUGACGAAGAGGCGGCACAAGAUGCCACCGUCAAAGAUCCUUUGCCGGAUAUGGUGGCAUGUGCCCAUUUCAGCGAGGAGUGUGACACCAAAAGGCACACGAAGAUCAAAAUUUUCAUCAAGAACUUUGUGUUUAGCCUGCAGACAGACAACCGGGAAAAUGACUACUUAAAAACGGAGGUGUGUAAUAUCUACGCUGAUGACUCAAUGCUAGCCUAUGACGACGACGAUGAUCAGCGAGAACUGCGUUUGCAGUUGCCAAAUCUUCAGGUGGAUAACCAGUUGUACUCCAGUGGGAAGUAUGACUUUCCGGUCCUGCUUUGUGCUCAGAAAUUGUACAAACGCAACUGUAGUCUGCCACAGGUGUACGACCUGGACUGUGUGUAUAAGCAGCAGGCCCAACGUACUCCUGUCUCUCAGUUCACAUUUACUUUCUACCAAGAUGAAAUGCAAUUACAGAAUGUUCGAUGUGAGAUACCCCCGUUUCGGGUAUAUAUCGAAGAUGCCUACCUGAACCAACUGCUGGAAGCACUGGUAGAGUGUGAACCUUCUAAUUGUGUGUACAGUCCGCCCGUGGAACAGGAUAAAAUCCUUUUGUCCGACGGAACGACCCUUCUUCCUGACCAAGUUGUGGCUCAGUCAUUUUAUAUAUCGGAACCCUUACGUCUUAAUAGUUUUACGGUAGAGCCCCUGAGUCUUCUGCUAUCCGUCCAUACUUCCUCACGGCUCUACAUAGCAUUAGAUCACUCCCCCCUCUCCUUUUCGCGCUAUGAACGUCAGCAGAUCCUUACCGUUCCCCUCCGCUUCGGACAAUCUCUGGGACUUCACUAUCUGAGCGGUGCUAUUUUCGGAGCCGGAUGGGUCGUUGGUUCAUUGGAGAUUUUGGGAAGUCCCAGUGGGCUGGCUCGCUCGUUUAGCACCGGCCUUCGAGACUUUGUCUCCAUGCCGGUUCAGGGUCUCUUCCGCGGACCCUGGGGCUUCCUAGUAGGAGUGACCCAAGGUUCGGCCUCUCUGCUGCGCAAUGUGACUGCGGGAACUGUGAAUUCCGUUACCAAACUGGCUGGAUCAGUGGCUCGGAAUCUGGACAGGCUGACUCUGGACGCAGAGCACAUCGAACUAACAGAGGCCAGGCGAAGAGCUCGACCCCAAGGCUUCGCCGAUGGACUGACCCAAGGUCUGACUGGACUAGGCAUUAGUUUACUCGGCGCAGUUGGCGGAUUGGCUCAUCAUACCCUUGAGGCAAGAAGUUCUGUUGGUGUCAUUGCUGGCCUGACCAAAGGCAUAGUUGGAGCCCUGACGAAACCCAUCAGUGGAGCAGCUGAAAUGCUGGCUCUUACGGGACAAGGUGUCCUACACACGGUGGGAUUUAAUGCGAUGCCUCAACAGGUGGAGCCUAGUUUUUCGAAAAACGGUGCACUACACGGAAGUUCCUAUCGCAUUUGGCAUUAUCUGCCCGAAGAGUUAAGCCAUGACCAAAUGCUGUUCUUCUGUGAGGUCACCCUGCUGGUCAGCACGCAAUUGCGCCCAGCCCUGCUGUUCCUAACUUCGUCAGUAUUGGCCAUCAUGCAGUCCGACAGUGAAGAUCUGGCCUUCGCUUCUCCUGUUUCCAAGGUGGAUGUGGUGGCAGACCGCGAUGAUCUUUCGAAGCUUUACUUGAGCCUGAAAUCAGAGAGGAGGGAUGACUUUGAAGGGCAACUAAACUACACCAAUGAGCGCAUCAUGAAGUUCCUGAACGCCUCCCGACUCCAAAGCAUAGCCAACGAUUCGUUGAGUGAUCUGCUCCAGCUGCAUGAACAGGAUGUCGACGACCGAAUCCAGCGGCAGUCGCAGUGCAUCUUCUAUAUUAAACCCAAUAUAGGUGAACACCUGAUCCACUACCUAAAGGUCAUUAGUCGGAUACAGCAUUGAUAGUAAAUAUGCGUCUGUGCGUAUGUUUUCGGAUUAGUCUAAAGUAUUCCUAGAAUCCUGUGUAUUUUAUGCCAAAAAUCAAAAGACAUUUUUUGUUACAUUUUUGCAAUAAAAAUUUAAAAAGUA